Molecule: messenger RNA, 1626 nt
Organism: Camellia sinensis
Lineage: Eukaryota; Viridiplantae; Streptophyta; Magnoliopsida; Ericales; Theaceae
Source: RefSeq, a predicted model, not a curated record
AUCGACCAAUUCCAGUUGUCCCAGUAACUCCUCUCUCUCUCUCUAUCUGUCUCUGAUCUGACCGCAGUCUGACACCGAGUCCACUCACCGCCGCCAUGGACUUCCACACCGCCACCGGCUCGCCGUCGUCCUCCACCUCCUCCUCCGACCCAAACCUCACUAACUCCCACCACCACAACGGCGGUCACAACCACCACGACACCGACCCAAUGCAUUCCUGGUGGGAGUCCAUCUCCAAAGCUCGCUCUCGAAUCCACCUCCUCUCCUCCCUCCUCCCUCCCUCCUCCUCCUCCACCGCCGCCUCCCUCGACUCCCUUGCCGACUCCGACCGCCCCGCCCGCUCCCUCCUCUCCUCCUUCUCCGCCUACUCCGCCCUCUCCUCCUCCCUCUCCUCCCCUCUCUCCGGCUCCGGCGAUGACCCCCUCUGCCAGUGGCUCUACGAGACCUACCAGUCCUCCGACACCGAUCUCCGCCUCGUCGUCCUCUCCUUCAUUCCUCUCCUCUCCGGCAUCUACCUCUCUCGCAUCCACUCCUCCUCCGCCUCCAUGCCCUCCCUCGCCGGCUUCGAAGCCGUCCUCCUUUCUCUCUACGCCGCCGAGACCAAAUCACGCGCCGGCAAGCCUGUCCUCGUCUCCAUUCCUGAUCUCUCUCAACCUUCUCUCUACCACACACCUCGAAACAAGCCAAACCCUAACCUAACCACCCAAUCUCGACCCUCGAUUGGAGUCCUCUCACCCCCUCUCGAGCCCCAAAUCGCUGUGAAAUCCACCAAACGCGCUUGCAUUGUCGGAGUCGCCCUCGAUUGCUACUUCAAACAGAUCUCUCAGAUGCCCAGUUGGUCCAAACUCGAUUUCUGCCGAUUGGCCUCCGAUUGGGCUGGUCAGGACUGUCCCUGCAAAUCUGAAUUCGAUAACAACGAAAACACCAUCGAAACGAACGGGUUUUCAGAUGGAAUUAGGGUUUCUGAAAUCGAUGAUGUUGUAGAAGAGAUGGGUAAUUUCGGAAUUAGCGAAAAUGGGACUGUUUCGGCUCCGAAAGGGGCUCGAAUUCCACUUCCAUGGGAGCUUCUACAGCCUGUGUUGAGAAUUCUGGGUCAUUGCCUGUUGGCACCUCUCAAUGCAGAGGAAGUUAAGGAUGCUGCGUCGAUGGCGGUGCGGUGUUUGUAUGCUAGAGCUUCUCAUGACUUGGCUCCUCAGGCCAUUUUGGCCACUCGGAGUCUCAUUCAGCUAGAUAAGAGGGCUCGUGAAUCAGCGAGGGCAACCGCAAUGGCCACUGCAGUUUCCAAUGCUAACACACCUAGUAAAGCUAAGAAGCCGGAGAUACUCUUGGUUUCAAAGUGAAGGCAGAGCAUGUAAGGUUUCAACUACGAUUUUUGGUUUUUCUUGGUAAAACUGUAUUUUUUUUGUUUCUGGAGUGUAGUAGGUUAGAUUUGUAAGUUGAAAUGAAUGAUUUUCUGUGUUUAUAUGUUGAUAGGUUGGAUUGCUCAUUGUAUUUCUGAGCUAUAUUGUUGUGCAUCAAUAUGUAUUUUGUGGAUUCUGUUAUUCUUGUAUUUUAUUUCUGUGAUCGUAUUUUGUGCAAGCAUGUAACCUUUACUUGGAGAUUGUUCGAUGGUGAUUGCUUUUCUCA